UGGCUGGGGGUCCAUUUUAACUCCAGACUCUCCUUCAGGAAAUACAUAGAAGUAAUAACUAAAAAGGCCCUCAAAACAGCAAAUUUCCUUAAGUCACUUAAUAAAACACAGAAGGGCUCUCCCCCAAACGCAGUCGCACUCACAGCUAAAGCCUACGUCACCCCAGUAGCUCUAUACAGUAUAGAGGCCUAG
This is a messenger RNA of Trichoderma virens Gv29-8, 192 nucleotides long. RefSeq lists its product as uncharacterized. The record is from RefSeq and is a predicted model, not a curated record. The annotation marks the transcript as partial. NCBI's taxonomy places the organism in Eukaryota, Fungi, Ascomycota, Sordariomycetes, Hypocreales, Hypocreaceae. The transcript has a single exon.